ACUUGAAUUUCGAACUUUUCCGUUCCGAGGCACUGCCAUUGUUUCAAGUUUCAGCCUGGAACAGGGGGGAUUCAAGCUGCUGACCGCUUCGCCGGAUACGGCUAAUGGGGAGAUAAGGCUUAUCUGAGGGUGGGUCUCGCCAGCGCUGAUUGAACUUUUUUUCGGUCAAUCAGUGCAUCGCGAUGGGCCGUCUAUCACAGGCCCCGCUAAGAAAGAACACCGCGCUUCAGCAUAUCUGACACCGAAGCAAGAUGGCCGCAGUUUACAAAGCCCUGUCGAAAUCAAGCGGCGCAAAAGCCGACAAGGACACAGAUAGCAGCAAUGGAGCCGUGGAGAGGAAAAACAAGCAGAGGGUGCUCAUCCUCUCAUCACGAGGCGUCACCUACAGACAUCGCCAUCUUCUCAACGACCUAGCAGCGAUGCUCCCACAUGGGCGGAAAGACGCCAAGUUUGACUCCAAGUCCAAGCUUUACCAGCUCAACGAGCUCGCGGAACUAUACAACUGCAACAACGUGCUGUUCUUCGAAGCGAGGAAAGGCAAGGACCUGUACAUGUGGUUCAGCAAGGUGCCCAAUGGCCCAACAGUCAAGUUCUACGCGCAGAACCUGCAUACGAUGGAAGAACUCCACUUCACAGGAAACUGCCUGAAGGGCUCGCGACCGAUCCUCUCGUUUGACGGCGCCUUCGAGACGGAACCGUACCUGCGCGUCAUCAAGGAGAUCUUCCUGCAAAUCUUCGGCGUGCCGCAAGGCGCGCGGAAAUCCAAGCCCUUUAUCGACCACGUCAUGGGCUUCAGCGUGGCGGACGGCAAGAUCUGGGUGCGCAACUACGAAAUCCGGGAAGUCGAGAAGGUCAAGGGCGAGGGCGAGGACGAAAACAAGGAGGACGGCGGCGACAAGAACAAGGGGCGCAAGGGCAAGGGCGGCGGCGGCGGCGGCGGCGGAGACAAGGACACCGACAUCAGCCUGGUCGAGAUCGGGCCGCGGUUUGUCCUCACGCCGAUCGUGAUCCAGGAGGGCUCGUUCGGCGGCCCGAUUAUCUACGAGAACAAGCGGUUCAUCUCGCCGAACAAGGUCCGGGCCGAGCUGCGGAGGGCGAAGGCGGGCCGCCAUGUUGCGCGCAUGGAGCAGCAGCGGGACAAGCUGGCCCGGAGGAGAAACCUUGGGCUGGAGGGCGGCGCGAAGAAGGACAGCAGUGGAUUAGAUACCCGAGAGCUGUUUGCUUAGGUUAUGGGAAUGUGCGAAUACAGAUUGCGACGGGCGUUUCUGGGUCAACUUUGCCAGUUACACAGUGUCGGCUUUGGCUUGGCAUGCUUGUAGUGUGCGGAGUACGGGGCACUGAAUGCACGUUGCUCCACGCUCUCGAAUUUCAUUGCUGACGCUCUCAGAACAAAGAGGACACACUCCUGUACGGAAGUACUAUUCAGUAAACUGUCAAGUUCCAUGCACAGCAGACAGAGGCUGCAGAAUUUACCCCGAGUCAGGCUGAACUUCCCUCCGCCAGACCCCUGUCGACCUGCACGGACCCGGCGUCACCGGGAUACCGGCUGG
Messenger RNA from Thermothielavioides terrestris NRRL 8126, 1550 nucleotides. Its product is annotated as ribosome biogenesis protein BRX1. Lineage: Eukaryota; Fungi; Ascomycota; Sordariomycetes; Sordariales; Chaetomiaceae. The transcript is spliced from 3 exons. The record is from RefSeq and is a predicted model, not a curated record. Gene Ontology annotation, biological process: ribosomal large subunit assembly; rRNA processing. Gene Ontology annotation, molecular function: rRNA binding. Gene Ontology annotation, cellular component: nucleolus. Bases 252 to 1226 code for a protein of 324 amino acids.